This is a messenger RNA of Penicillium salamii, 2916 nucleotides long. Lineage: Eukaryota; Fungi; Ascomycota; Eurotiomycetes; Eurotiales; Aspergillaceae. The record is from the annotation of a GenBank genome assembly.
AUGAAUGCCUGGCUUGCCGACGCUUCGAAUAUUCCUGGCCAGGAAAAUGGCGCCUUCCAUACAACAAUAGAUCCAUCAAACGCCUUCCUACAUGGCUCCCCCACUCCCCAGGAUCCAUCUCAAUUCCAGCGCAUGUUCAACGGCGUGCCGCGGAACGCCUCACCGGGGUUCCACAACCCUAACCAGGUCAUUCCAUCCAAGCGAGGACGACCUGAAGAUGGCAUGCCCAUGUCACCAAGACCCGCCCCAGGUGGCAUGACGGGGUCGCGCUCCCAGACCCCUCACCAGGUUCCAUAUCCUGGGUAUCAAGGACCGGCCAACGGCAAUGCACAAUUCCAGCAACACCCCACGCCAUAUCAGCAUCUCCAGCAAGCGUCUCCUAAUGCUACCCAGUCACCAAUAAUGCCAGACUUCGAUCAGCAAAGCGCUCGCAUGGGAACCGCGUCCCCGAGCCCCUUCUCGCCCGCGGGCCCGCACCCUGGACCCCAUAUGUCACCGUCGCAAUCGGACCAUGGAAGCCGUGUGAACACACCUCAAAACGCCAACUUUAUGCAAGCGCAGCAGUUUGCUGGUAUGCCGCAAGGUCCUGGAAUGACAUCGGCGGCUCCUCAACCCUCGAUGCAAGCACCGCAGUUUGCUGGCAUGUCACAGGUACCUCAGGGCUAUCAACAAGCGCUUGCGAACCAACAACAGCGCUUGCAUGCAAUGCAGCAACAGCAACAGACGCGAAUGAACCCUAAUCCCGCAUUGGCUGCACGACAAGUUCCGGGCAAUAUGAACCCGAUGGCCAAUCCUCAACAAAUGCCAGCGCUCAGACAGAUGCAGCCCAACAUGCCACCAAACAUUCCGAAGCCUAACAACCCGGAGGGAUUCUUGCGUUCGUUGCAGAAAUUCAUGAUGAGUCAAAACCUUGCUUUGGACCCCAAUCCCACUGUGAGUGGUCGUCCAAUCAACUUGGUUCAGCUAUAUGGCACUGUGAUGAAACUGGGGGGAUCAAAAAAGAUCACUGCUUCAAACGCAUGGCCAACAGUCGCGCAACACUUGCAGUUUCCCCCGAUGCAAUUUCCUACAGCCGCCCAGGAGUUCCAAACCCACCACACGAGGAACCUGGCUCCUUAUGAACAAGCCUUCCUUAACUCUCAACAAAAGUCAGCAGAGCAGAUGCAGCAGCAAGGUGGAAUGCCUCGCGGACCCAACCAGUUAUAUGCAGGAGCCGGGAAAAUGAAUGCGGGCUAUGACCAAUCGCAGGCAUUGGCUCAGUCCCCGCAAAACAACACACCAGUGCAAAACCAGACCCCAGGCAAUCCGACCAAUGGGUUUGCCACGCCUACCCAUGCCCGAAGCCAAAGCAGACCAGCUCAAGCUGGACAUAGAUCUAGUCUCUCACGCCCAUCGCAAACGCCGGUUCCACCCACGGAACCUGCGACCGGACAAUUCCCAGCACCCUCUCCCUCACAAUCUGGCAAGGAAGCCACUCCAGGCCCUGGUCAAACACAGCAAACGGAACAAAAGCCAGAGCCCUUCGUGAAGCAACCCAUCGGGGAAACCUUCAAGCCCACAGUUUUGACGGGAAGUCGAACGCAUGGUCCCAUCGCUGUGGAUGAGAUGUUCCAGAUUGGCGAGGACAUCUCAAGGCUCAAGCCAGAUGUUCCCGCGUUCGCAGAACUUGGGGUUGUGGAUAUUCAUGCGCUGACAAUGGCUCUCCAAUCCGGAAUGAUAGCGGAGAUUCGGGUUGCCCUGGACACGCUCACUACCCUCUCGGGCGAACCUACCGUUCAAAUCUCUUUGGAGAAUUGUGACGACUUGGUUGAGAGCUUGAUUGACUGCGCUGAAGACCAGGCUGAGAUGCUAGCACAGCACACUGUCGAAGAGACAGAUACUAUGACUUUACGAUCAUAUGAUGAGAUCACACGGGACUGCCAACUUGAAAAUACAUCACUCACAGAUAUCUCCCAAUUCGGGACUCUCGAUUACGAGUUGGACCGAGCUGUGGAUCGACUUAUCUGUAUCACCACUAUCCUACGAAAUUUCUCAUUCAGCGAGACAAACUUCCUUCCUCUUGGCAUUCCUCCUGUUGCCCAACUGUUUGCUGCAGUUUUCCGCUAUAUGGGAACCCGCAAGAACUUCCUGCGGAGCAGCCACAACACCCUGGACUUCAUGAAAGAUGCAGUCAUCUUGCUGAGCAACUUGGCUCACGUUGUUCAGAUUCCUGGGAAGGAUGAGGCGUUGAGUUUAUUGACUUUCCUGCUUGCUUUCUCACCCGAGCCGGAGCCCAUCUCAUCAUCAGGCAAAGUGAUGUUCACUGCAUUCAAUUCUGCUGUUGAUCGAUACACCCCAGCGGCUGUGGAUGGCCUCGCAAAAAUGUUGGCAAGAGACGACCCGAAUCGAACAUACUUCAAGGCUAUAUUCUCUGGCGAUGGAUCUACACCACCCCAGCCAGAAUUGUUGACUCGCGCCUUUGGUCUUGCUAUCUCUUGUGUCCCCGAUAAAAAGCCCAUGGCUGUGGUCGAUGCUCGCAAGGUAUUCUUGAUGCAAGGUCUCUUGUCUGCCGAUGUUCUCACAACAUUUGCUGACGGGGCUCUUGCCAAGGCCUGGCUCGAGUCAGUCGAUGGGUUUGCCGUUCAUCUCUUGCGACUUUCUUGCGCUCUUUGCACAGAGCGCAUUCCGCAGAUAAACAUGCGUCAAAGAGGCCAGGCCGAAGCCGAUGCUUAUGCCUUCAGCUCGAUCGUGAAUCGUGGCCUUGGAAUUCUUCGCCGACUGGCCGAAAAGUCAAAGCAAGUCGACAACACCUCCCCCCUCAAUAUCCCCUCCGGGAUUUUGCCCAGAAAAGAGAGCCUCUUGGGCGCAUUACUCCUUCCUAACAUUGACGGGGGUGUUGUACGGCAACUUCUUACCUACGCUCGACUGGCGGAGUAA